CAAAUCCAAACAAUAACUUUCCCCAUAGUCACUGUUUUGGAGCCUGAAUGACCUCAACCAUGGAGGCAGACAUUCAGGCUCAUACUGUUGUCCAUUUAGAUUCAGCCUGCAACAAUCAAUCGAAUUCUCAGCCUCGAAUACGGAAGGUUCCAUGCAUAUUGCGUGGGGUCGACAAAAACAGACGAUGCUACAAUCCAAUGGUGGUCUCAAUUGGCCCUUUCCACCAUGGCAGACCUGGAUUACAACUUCUGGAGCAGCUCAAGAUGGAACAGGAGCAACAGUUCAUUUCCUAUCUGGGCAGUGAAUUCCCAGCCUUCGACAGAAACUUUGAUGAGGUAGCUAUGAGAGCAAGGGAUUGUUACGAUUUGAGUACUCUCGGGCACCCCGAUUUGGGUCCUCUCACUGAGCUCUCAAGCAAAGAUUUCAAGUGCAUGAUGUUCAGAGACGGUUGUUUCAUUCUCCAUUUCAUUUGCUGUGUUGCCGAAAACAAGCCCGGCUAUUCAAAGAUGAAAAUUGAUCAAAGAGCUUUCGUGUUAAGGGACUUGUUCUUGCUGGAAAACCAAUUGCCAUUCAUAGUUCUUAAGACACUGAUGAUCAUUCGAUUCGGUGAAGAAAAAUCGAAAGAAUUGAUCACCAACUUCAUCCAAAGGCAAACAGUGUUCCCUGGCAAUCCUCCAUUGCAGGAAGACAAUCAACCCCUUCAUCUCCUUGACCUACUUCGGAAUGAACUAGUCCGUGCUGCACCAUCCAAGAGUCCACUCUUUCAAAUUUGGCCCAUGUCUCAACCCAGAGAUGGCACCACCACCACCACCACCACCACCACAGAAUUGGAAGGCUGGCACUCAUUUCGCGCGGUCACUGAGCUUAAAGCAUCAGGUGUAGAGUGCAAGAGAAGCACUACUUGUAGCCUAAAGGAGAUCAGUUUCAAAAUUGGCCUCAUCAAGGGAUAUCUGUUACUUCCUCCUAUUGUCAUUGAUGACUCAACCCAGCCUAAGUUGUUAAACUUGGUAGCUUAUGAAACAUGCCCUGAUGCUCCAGACGACUUCACUGUUACCUCUUACAUAUGUUUCCUGGAUUCUCUCAUCGAUAGCGCCGAGGAUGUGAAAGAACUGAGAUCAAAAGGAAUACUUCACAAUGUACUUGGCAGUGACCAGCAAGUUGCUGAUCUCUUCAACGACUUGACGAUCGACUUGGUGCCUGACCCUGAGCUUUAUCGCGAUGUUAAGAGUGGCAUUGAAAGGCACUAUAGGAGUACUGUAAGGUCUUGGAUGGCUGAUAUGCGUCAGACAUAUUUCCAUAACCCAUGGUCUGUCAUUGCUUUAGUUGCUGCUACAUUGGCUCUCCUGCUUACCAUGGUUCAAACUUAUUAUGCAAUCUUCCCUAGCAACAACAAUGACAGCUCCAAGAAGCCCUAAUUCACCCUUGCUAACUCUUAUAGCUUAGGUCUAUUUAUUUUUAAGGAAUUUCAGGCGAUUUUUUUUCUGUUGGUCUUUGUUGUAUGUCUUUUGUUCCUUUUUUUUUUUUUUUUUUGAUGAGAAAUAAAGCUUCAUCACUAAUAAUUAACAAGGGGUACAUCAUAAGAGUCUAACAAAUUUACAGACCAACAUAUUGGAGACUGCAUGAUUUCCCAUAGGCAUUGGAGAGCUGAAGUAGUUAGUAAGUCAUUAUAAACAUAUUUCAAAUAACCAAACUACAAAUAUAGUAGCCAAAAAACCUCAAACGAGAUUAGAGGCCAGUUGGGACUGGAACCCGAGGGUUGAGGUAUGAGUUGAAGGAGAGGUUUGUGUGAAAACCAUACUUCACUAACACUCCAAUCUGUUUGGUUUUCCAAAAUGUUAAGAGAUUCCAAUACCUACAACUAUGUAAGAAGACAAAAAGUUGAGGGGUAAGUAUCUAGCUAAGAUGACUAAUGGAUCAUUUGUAAGAAAAGCACCAGAAUCAGAAGAGAGAUAAUUUGAAAACAUCUAAAUUAGCAAUUCAAUAGUUGAUAGAUUUUAACAAGGCUUGUGGGUUAAAAUGCAAAUUUUUCAUAU
Macadamia integrifolia is the source of this 2033-nucleotide messenger RNA. Its product is annotated as UPF0481 protein At3g47200-like. The record is from RefSeq and is a predicted model, not a curated record. The transcript has a single exon. NCBI's taxonomy places the organism in Eukaryota, Viridiplantae, Streptophyta, Magnoliopsida, Proteales, Proteaceae. Bases 48 to 1415 code for a protein of 455 amino acids.